Molecule: messenger RNA, 810 nt
Organism: Trypanosoma conorhini
Lineage: Eukaryota; Euglenozoa; Kinetoplastea; Trypanosomatida; Trypanosomatidae
Exons: 1
Coding region: 1-810 (269 amino acids)
Source: RefSeq, a predicted model, not a curated record
AUGGCGAUGAUGCCGACGCUGCGGCGCCGUGCGGUGUGCGCCCUGGCGCUCCUCGCGCUGCUCUGCGGCUUAUGCUGCUGCGCCUCCGUCGGCGACACGGCGGCGACUGCGACUGCGACUGAGGUGACGGUGGAAGUGUCAUGUUCGAACACCGGCGAUAAGUUAAGUUGGCGCUUUCCCGGCGAGGCUGCCUGGACGCCGUGCAGGAGUUCUGAGAUGGGGGAACGAAACAUGGACUGUUUGCACUUGUGCGAGGACGCCGAAGAGCAGUUCGAGGAGUGGCGGUGUGCCACGGCGUGUGCUGGAGCCAACGAGAGCGCUGCUGCGUUCACGAUGAAAUAUGUUUUUUUAAAACCAGAGAGCGAGUAUUGCAGGGAAUUGCCGACACCAAUCGCUACUGAGACCGCCCUCUCCGAGACGCCAGAGAUUUGCCAGCCACCGUCCGCGGAGCCGGUGUUGCCUGAAGUCGCCGCCGACGGAAAAACUCUUCGUGGAGACGGAGCGCCGCCGCCGGCGGCACCUGCAGCGGGCACCCCGGCGGCCGAAGGUGCGGGCAGCGCUGAACACCGCGCUGACGCAGCCGCCAGAGUCGGGAGCCCGGACUCUUCCAGCCCCCCGCCCACGGACGCUGCGCCCGAGGGAGGGAGCGGUGGCCCGGCCGCCCCCCGGGACUGGACCACGUUUAUCACCGACGCCGAAAUGAUGUUGCGGAAGAGUGCAGAUGGUGGCGUCGUCGUGCGUGGGACUGCGGCUCCCUUGCUGCUGCUGCUGCUGCUGCUGGGGAUGUGGGGCGCCGGGGCGCUUGCCUGA